Molecule: messenger RNA, 4944 nt
Organism: Nothobranchius furzeri (turquoise killifish)
Lineage: Eukaryota; Metazoa; Chordata; Actinopteri; Cyprinodontiformes; Nothobranchiidae
Product: melanoma receptor tyrosine-protein kinase
Biological process (GO): protein phosphorylation; multicellular organism development; negative regulation of apoptotic process
Cellular component (GO): signaling receptor complex; plasma membrane; basal plasma membrane
Molecular function (GO): epidermal growth factor binding; ATP binding; epidermal growth factor receptor activity
Source: RefSeq, a predicted model, not a curated record
CCACGAUGAAACUCACACUCAUGGUUUAUUCAUAACCACCAGUACAGAUUUGUAACGCUGCAGCUCCUGCUGGUGUCGGCACCGACUGGUAAAGCAGGACUGGCCCACCUGGACUGCCUCAGGAACCACCGGUGCUGGUAGGGCUCGGUUCGGGUCUGUUUACCUUCAUGGUGUCCUGCACAUUCUGGGAACGACUGAACAGUUCUGGGUUCCUGCGUGCUCAAACAAAUUAUCCUACGUCACCAGAUCACAGCCAAUAGGAACAAAGGAGGAGAUCCAGAGGUGAGAGGAGGGGAGGAUGAGGAGGUGAGAGGAGGAGGAGGAGGUGUUUGGCUCGUGAAUGCGCUCGGACCCGUCAGUCUGCUUCUGAGCAGAAACCCGUCCGGAUCUCUUUGGCUCAUGGAGCAGCAGUCCGUGCGCAGACACCGGAACCACCUGCUGGACUUCAGAACCUAAGCAGCCGAACCCAUGAAGGUUCUGAGAAGAGGAGCAGCGCUGCUGCUGCUGGUGCUGCUGGGCCGCUGCUGCUGCACCGACACCGGCCGGAGAGUGUGUAAGGGGACCAGUAAUCAGCUGACCCUGCUGGGGAACCGUGAGCAGCACUAUGAAAGGAUGGUGAAGAUGUUCUCCAACUGCAGCGUGGUCCUGGACAACCUGGAGAUCACCUAUACCCUGAAGAACCACGACCUGUCCUUCCUCCAGUCCAUCCAGGAAGUUGGUGGCUACGUCCUGGUCGCCAUGAACGAAGCGCCGACCGUUCCUCUGGUCAACCUGAGGCUGAUUCGAGGUCAGAGCCUCUACGAGGGUCGCUUCGCCCUUCUGGUGUUGUCCAACUACAACAAGGACAAUUCGUCCGUCACGGGUGGGAUGAGACAGCUGCUGCUGAGCAACCUGACCGAGAUUCUGAGCGGAGGAGUGAAGGUGACCCUGAACCCCCUGCUGUGCAACAUGGACACCAUCCAGUGGUCCGACAUCGUGGAUAAAUCCAGUCAUUCCAGCAUUCACCAGGAGGCGGAUAUCUCCACACGGCAGUGCGACAGGUGCGACUCCAGGUGUGUUAACGGUUCCUGUUGGGCCGCCGGACCGGAUCACUGCCAAAAAUUCACUAAGCUGGUGUGUGCGGAGCAGUGCAGCGCCAGGUGUCACGGACCCAAACCCGUCGACUGCUGCAACCAACACUGUGCUGCAGGCUGCACCGGGCCCAGCGCCACCCAGUGCCUGGCCUGCAGGGAUUUCAACGAUGAUGGGACGUGCAUUGACGCUUGUCCCCCUCCAAAAAUCUACGACCGCCUUAUCCAGCAGGAGGUCAUGAACCCGAAGGUCAAGUACGCCUACGGAGCCACGUGUGUGAAGGCCUGCCCCUAUAACUACGUGGUGACGGAGGGUUCGUGCGUCCGCUCCUGCAGUGCGGGAACCAAAGAGGUGCAGGAGAAUGGAGUCCACAUCUGUAAACCAUGUGAAGGACCUUGUCCCAAAGCCUGUGAUGGAAUCGGAAUGGGCUCUCUGAGCAACACCAUGGCCGUCAACUCCACCAACAUCGACUCGUUCAGGAACUGCACCAGCGUCAACGGGAACAUCAUACUCAGCCAGCAUUCCUUCACCGGGGAUCCUCAUUACAACAUCCCACCCAUGGAGCCGGAGAAGCUGGAGAACUUGAGGACAGUGAAGGAAAUCACAGGUUACCUGAUGAUCACCGCCUGGCCUGAAGACAGCAGGUCUCUGUCCGUGUUUGAGAACCUGGAAGCCAUCAGAGGAAGAGCAGCGUACCAAAACCAGUACAGUUUGGUGGUGGUGAACGUGAACCAUCUGCGGUGGCUCGGUCUACGCUCUCUGAAGGAGAUCAGCGCCUCCAAUGUGAUGGUGAAAAAAAACUGCUCGCUGUGCUUCAUCCAGACUGUGAACUGGACCCGGCUCUUCAGAUCCAAAGCCCAGACCAACACGACAUCCAGGAGCACGUGCCCCCAGCAGAACCAGGCCUGUAACCAGACCUGUCACCACCAGUGUUCAGAGGACGGCUGCUGGGGCCCGGGGCCCGACAUGUGUGUGUCAUGUCUGCAUUUCAACCGCAGGGGGCGCUGUGUGGCUCAGUGUAACCUGCUGCACGGCGAGCCCAGAGAGGUGGAGGUGAACAGCAGCUGUGUGGAGUGCCACUCUGAGUGUCUGAUGAUGAGCGAGGGCCCCACCUGCCGCGGUCCAGGUCCGGGUAACUGUUCCCAGUGUGCCCACUUUAAAGAUGGCCACCAGUGCGUGGCGCGCUGCCCACACGGCGUCCUUGGAGACGGAGACACGCUGAUCUGGAAAUACGCCGAUGAGACGGGCCACUGCCAGCUUUGCCACCAGAACUGCACCGAGGGAUGUUCGGGUCCUGGCUUGUCCGGAUGCAGAGGCACUACGACCAACUCCACGCUGGCGGUCGGCGUGGUCGGAGGACUCCUGGUGGCCGUCCUCGUAUUGCUGCUCAUCGUUGUGUUGCUACGGCGACGGCGAAUCAAGCAAAAGAGGACGAUCCGCCGCCUGCUGCAGGAGAAGAAGCUGGAGCCGCUGAUUCCGAGCGGUCAGGCUCCUAAUCAGGCUCACCUGAGGAUCCUGAAGGAGACGGAGCUGAAGAAGGACCGGGUGCUCGGAUCCGGAGCCUUCGGAACCGUCUAUAAGGGUUUGUGGUUUCCUGAAGAUGAGAAUGUGAGGAUCCCCGUGGCCAUCAAGGUCCUCAGAGAGGCCACGUCCCCCAAAGCCAACCAGGAAGUCCUGGAUGAGGCCUACGUGAUGGCGAGCGUGGAUCAUCCUCAUGUGUGCCGUCUAUUGGGAAUCUGCCUGACGUCGUCGGUGCAGCUCGUCACUCAGCUGAUGCCCUACGGCUGUUUGCUGGAUUACGUCCGACACCACCAGGAGACCAUCUGUGGUCAGUGGCUCCUGAACUGGUGUGUUCAGAUCGCCAAGGGGAUGAGCUACCUGGAGGAGCGUCACCUGGUGCACCGAGACCUGGCAGCGAGGAACGUCCUGUUAAAAAAUCCAAAUCAUGUCAAGAUCACCGACUUCGGCCUCGCCAAGCUGCUGACGGCCAACGAGACGGAGUACCACGCCGAUGGAGGGAAGGUUCCCAUCAAGUGGAUGGCGUUAGAGUCGAUCCUCCAGUUCACCUUCACCCAUCAGAGCGACGUCUGGAGCUACGGUGUGACGGUGUGGGAGCUGAUGACCUUCGGCUCUAAACCGUACGACACCAUCCAGGCCAGAGACGUCUCCUCGGUGCUGGAGAGAGGAGAGCGGCUGCCUCAGCCUCCCAUCUGCACCAUCGACGUCUACAUGAUCAUGGUGAAAUGUUGGAUGAUCGACCCGGCCAGCCGGCCUCGCUUCAGAGAGCUGGUGGCAGAGUUCUCUCAGAUGGCUCGUGACCCGUCCAGAUACCUGGUCAUACAGGGUGACCUGCCGAGUCCGUCCGACAGACGGUUUUACUCUCGCCUGCUGAGCUCAGACGACCUGGACGACGUGGUCGAUGCAGAGGAAUACCUGCAGCCGUACAAAGGCCAGAGUAACCAUGGCAACCACCCCUGCAACACCAUGGUCGGCCGUCCGAUCAGAGAGAACAGCAUGACUCUGCGUUACAACGCUGAUCCCACCCGCGGAGCACUGGUUGCAGGAGGCGUCACCGGACACGACUACACGAACCAGAGCGUGAGUGAAACCAGACGCAGCAGCAGCAGGCUAUCAGAGGUCUUUAAUCCCAACUACGAGGACCUGAACCAGUCCUGGGCCACCAAGUCGUUUUCUGGACCGGAGUACCUAAACAUGACCCAGAGCUCGCUACCCCCGGAGGAUGGCGACAGCCUCCGUAGUCCAGACUACAAGGCCAAUUUCCUGUCUCUGACCAGCAGCACUUCUGAGGCUCUAACAGGGGACGGCGUGUUCCUCCCUGCUGCAGAGAACCUGGAGUACCUGGGUCUGGGUGCUGCGCUGCACGCACCCCUCCGCUAGGGGGCAGCAGCGCUCAGACAGCUGAACUUUGAUGUAGUUUUCUCAGGAAACUCCGUCCUUAAACAGAGCACUGACUGAAGCAUCACUUCAGUUACAACAUUCCCUCAGCUGGAAUUUUCCUUUCGUGAGAAAAUGUUUGAGACGUGGGUCCAAAGAUGAAUCCAGAUCCUGGAUCAGACCCUGGUUUCAUCCUGGACUAGGAUGGUUCCUCUGGACUUCAUCCUUCUUCACAUUUAAUGACCUGAGCUCAUUUAAACUUGAUAGAAAUGAGCUUUUAACGAUGAUCAGUGACCGAGAUAACAAAAACAACAGAAGAAGCAGAAAGGAGAUCUCUGGAAAUGCAGAAGCUCAUAAAAGAGCGAUCACAUGGUGCGUUAUAACUGGGUCAUAAUUAAGAGAUCCGCGUUUAAAAUGUUGAUUUUUAAACCCGUUCUAAAGAAACAGUCAUGAUUGUGAAUUUUGGGCCUCUAUAGAAAAACCAGCUGAGCUUUGAGACGUUUGUUGUUUACAGCUGCUCUACACUGGAGAUGUUUUGUUGUUUAUUUGUAAAUAAUUUAUAAAACUACAAACUGUGAAGUGGUUCCUGUAGGGGAGUGUCGUGUGGAACAUCAGCUCCCCCAGCUGGUGAAGAGGUGAAACUGCAGCUUCAACUAAAACAGUAUAGAAUAGAAUAGAAUAGAAUAAUAGAAUAGAUACCUGAUCACUCCCACGUGAACCAGUUCAGCCCUCUGCUCCAAAAGGAUGUGAUAGGAGAGGAAGACCGGAGAAGGAGACAUUAGUAAACACUUUCACGCAUCAUUUCCUGUCCUCCUAAAGCCACGGAGGAGUUCUGAUUCCCGUUUUUAACACAAACUGAUGAAGAAGCAGAACCUGGGCGGACGCUUCUGUUGAUGUGAUCAUUUAACUCGUGUUUGAUUGUUUUACUGAGCUGUAAAUAAUCUGUCUAACUCCAGUUAAAAGGUCCUGCUGCUGGUU